AUCCACCAACAACGCCAGCAACGAUGCUCACGACCGCAACCCGCACCCUCGCCCGCCCCGCCGCCAUCCGCCGCUUCGCCCUCGCCGCGGGCGGCGCGCGCUCGCAGCACACGCUCCCCGACCUCCCGUACGCGUACAACGCGCUCGAGCCGUACAUCGCCGAGGACAUCAUGAAGCUGCACCACCAGAAGCACCACCAGGCGUACGUGACCGGCCUCAACGCCGCCGAGGAGGCGUACGCCAAGACGCAGAGCCCCAAGGAGCGCAUCAAGCUCCAGCCCGCGCUCAAGUUCAACGGCGGCGGGCACAUCAACCACACUCUCUUCUGGAAGAACCUCGCCCCUGCGAACGCGGGCGGCGGACAGCUGUCCAGUGGCCCGCUCAAGAGCGCUAUUGAGGAGUCGUUCGGCUCGGUUGAUGCGUUCAAGAAGAAGAUGAGCGCGACGACUGCCGCGAUCCAGGGCAGCGGCUGGGGAUGGCUGGGCUAUAACCCCGAGACGAAGAAGCUCGAGAUUGUCACGACCCCAAACCAGGACCCGCUGCUCUCGCACGUCCCCAUUAUUGGCAUCGACAUCUGGGAACACGCUUUCUACCUCCAGUACAAGAACGUCAAGGCUGAUUACCUCUCGGCGAUCUGGAACGUGAUCAACUGGAAGGAGGCCGAGCAGCGCUUCACCGAGGCCGCCAAGUGAGCCCGAGCGGAAGUGAGGAGAAAAGACGGCAUGGACCGUAGUUCGACGAGGUUACGAGUAUGCUUGCUGUAGUGAACAAUUGUAUUUUUAUGUUUGAUGCAUAUAGUCUUGCUUUCGCUUCGGGUUCGUGCCUUGAGUGUUGGCCAGCUCAGGC
Gloeophyllum trabeum ATCC 11539 is the source of this 846-nucleotide messenger RNA. Its product is annotated as superoxide dismutase mitochondrial. The transcript has 4 exons. Bases 24 to 692 code for a protein of 222 amino acids. Gene Ontology annotation, molecular function: superoxide dismutase activity; metal ion binding. Lineage: Eukaryota; Fungi; Basidiomycota; Agaricomycetes; Gloeophyllales; Gloeophyllaceae. Gene Ontology annotation, biological process: superoxide metabolic process. The record is from RefSeq and is a predicted model, not a curated record. Gene Ontology annotation, cellular component: mitochondrion.